This is a messenger RNA of Poecilia reticulata (guppy), 717 nucleotides long. Lineage: Eukaryota; Metazoa; Chordata; Actinopteri; Cyprinodontiformes; Poeciliidae. The record is from RefSeq and is a predicted model, not a curated record.
UCAGUUUCAUUUAAACCCAGUGUGACCCUGAAAUCCAGCUGGUCUCCAAUAUAUAAUGGAGAGACGGUCACUCUGAGCUGUGAGAUCCAGGGAGGAGGAACUGAGUGGACGUAUGAAUGGAAACCAACCACGUUAAAUUAUUAUCCAACAUCCAGUGAAUACAGGAUCAGCAAAGCUCACAGUGGAACAUUCAGCUGCAGAGGAAAAGGAAACCAUCAGUUCACACAAUGGACUCAAUACUCAUUAACUGUUGCAAAUAAACCUGCAGCCAAACUAACAGCCAGUAAUACAAUCAUACCACUAGGGGGCAGAAUAACACUGACCUGCUCUGUUAGUGGAUCUGAUGGCUGGAAGUUUGAUUUGUUCAGACGGCAGUCAGUGGAUCAUAAGGAUCAGUUCAUCAGAAUCAAUGAACCAGAUGGAGUCUUCAUCAUCUCAGUUGAAGGUGUUUACAGCUGCAGAGGAGGAAGAGGAGAUCCARUUUUCUACACUGAAACCAGUGAUGAAGUCACCAUUCAUGAAACUGUUUCCAUUAAACCCACUGUGACCCGGAAACACAACUGGUCUCAGAUAUUCAGAGGAGAGAGAAUCACUCUGAGAUGUGAGAUCAGAGGAGGAAGAACUGGGUGGACGUAUGAAUGGAGACCAAACUACAGAAACUCUCCAACAUCCAGUGAAUACAAGAUUAUUGCAGCUGAUAGAGACAAAUUCAGCUGC